AUGAGCAAGUUCUACUUUGGCGGGGGCUCAGGGAGUAUGUCCUCAGACGACGACGAGGACAACCUCCCUUAUCCCGAAGCCCUUCCACGGAGCGACUUCCUGGCCCUGGAUUUCGAUGCAUCGACAUAUCUCUCUACGCUCUCAGACCGCCAUCAGACACUCGAGGAUCUCCGCUCAGAUCUACGGGAAAGAUCCCAAGCGCUGUCGAAAGAGCUGCUGGAUCUGGUCAAUUCUAAUUAUGAGCAAUUCUUGAGUCUGGGCUCCGAUCUUAUGGGUGGCGAGGAGAAGGUCGAGGAUGUGAGGGUGGGGUUGCUUGGGUUUAAGAGGGGGCUGGAGGAUGUGAGGGGCAAGGUGAAGGAGAGAAAGGUGGGCGUUGAAGGGUUGCUCGACGAGAAGAUGCUUGUCGGGAGACAAAUCGCCUUGGGCCGGAAGCUACUCGAGGUCGAUGCCCGUUUGGAAGAAUUGGAGGACAGGCUCAUGGUUUCGUCGCUUGGUCGGACGGUCAAUGGAGGAGACGACGACCCGUGGACCGACAGCGAGGACGAGGACGAGGAUGACGAUGAUCUGGCAUCUGAUGCUGGGGCCGGCGGGACAAGUGCCCGGAAACUUCAACGGCUCGUGACUGACUGUUGUCAUGUUGAGCGUUUAUCGGCCAGCGUAGGGAAAGAUCAUCCUUUCAUACUAGCACAACAAUCCAGGAUGCUACGAGUGAGAAAUACCAUUCUCCUGGACCUCAAUACAUCAUUAAAACAGGCCGUGUCGUCAGGCGAGGAGUCACAGGCCAGGCUUGUUAAGAUACUCGGUAUCUACGGAGAACUAGGGGCAGUGGCUGACGCAGUCAAAGUCUUGAAAGACCUAAAAUCAGAAUAG
Molecule: messenger RNA, 870 nt
Organism: Venustampulla echinocandica
Lineage: Eukaryota; Fungi; Ascomycota; Leotiomycetes; Helotiales; Pleuroascaceae
Exons: 1
Coding region: 1-870 (289 amino acids)
Biological process (GO): protein transport; Golgi organization; intra-Golgi vesicle-mediated transport
Cellular component (GO): COG complex; membrane
Source: RefSeq, a predicted model, not a curated record